GUCGUAGGACGACGAAUGGGUGAGAGUUGGCCAUAUGUUCAAACUGUAGAUAAACUCUGCCAAGUGUCAAUCUUUUUCUAUAAUCAGACCAGCGAUUGAGAACUCAGACUUGUAUUGUUUUGGGAAACCAGCAUUGUUUUUUUCGCAAUGCAUCACCAUAACACUCAUAGUAGCUGCUGUCAGCAUGACUAAGCUCCACAUCACAAUGUACUUGGCUGUUUUGGCUUUAGUGACUGUCCAGUGCUUUCAUAUUUCCAGUGACCCUUUUGUACCCAACGCCUACCGUAUAAACGAUUUGCCGAACAAAUCACAGGAUGAAAAUAAGACAAUCCUGAAAAUUAAGUUACAAAGACUUCUAUAUGGUCUAAAACAGGACGACGGUAUGAAAAUACCAAACGAACAAUUUUUGGUUAACAAAAGAUUUCAAGACGCAGAAAAAACGGAGAGGAAGCCUCCGCUAGCAACCGAACAGGAAUCUCCCCCUGAAACGGAUGAGGAAUCCCUCUACGAUGACUUGAUUUUUCAAUUGGUUUACAAAAGGUUUGGAAAAUGUAUUCACUUUCCUUUGUAUUCUCCAAAACCUAUUUAUAUGGUUAAUAGAUGUCCACACGAUUCUACCGAUGAUCAAGCCAGAAUGCUGUGUCAUGGCCACCAUCAAGACUUUGUAGAAGAACAGCAUAAGUGUAUUAUAGACUUGCAGCACAUUCCAGUUCAGGAUUUACAUGGAGUCGUGUACAGAAAUGUCUACUGUUCUCGCUGUCAUAGAGCAAGCAAUGUAAGUACAUGGACCGCUGACUUAACGUUUAAUGAUAUACCUGUUCUGAAAUUAAUGGAUGGCUUCAAAAAUACCUCUAUCAAUAUUCUGAAAAACGUGGAUGAAAUGGCGAGAUGUUCAAAGAAAAUUUUUCCCUACAACCAAAAUGUUGUAAAACACUGUACAAAUCCCACCAGUCAUCGCAGCCAUGACACUCGGGCCCGCAAUGCUCCAAUAAAUCCUCAGCCAGGCUCAGAAAAAAUGCCAUUGUCAUUUCAAAUUCUGAUAAAUUUUGGAAUAAAUGGCGAAGGACACAUUAUAUUCAGCACAGAAACGUCACAUCCCGUUGAAACGAUCUCUUGUCCACAGAACCAAGUGUUCUACAAGGGACAUUGUCGUGAAGUAACAUGCGAUGAAGGCUACCAUCUUGAAAAUAACGUCUGUCAACCCGAUCCUAUAUCUCUCAAUUCAGAAGAUUCUUUGUCACGGCUGCAAAACGCAAAUGAGAUGACGUCUCUGACAUUCCGACUAAAUGCUACUAAAGAGGAACUGAGUAUCCUGGAACAAGACGGUGCAGAGGAAAUGAUUAUCGAGGAGAUUGCCUUUGUCUUGAAUGUGAGCUCCAGUCGCAUCAGAGACCUUACAAUUUCUAUUCGUAACGGUACGACACAGUCCAAAAUGAUAGAGAUUGCUCAUCCAAGACGAUUCCAGAAAAACAGAGUUAUGAAGAACAAAGACUUCUCUCCGGAAAUAUUGACCACAAAAACUGAAGAUGGUUCGAAAAAUGUGUCCUACGACAACCAACAAACGAAUGAAACGACCAAAGAAAAAUCUCCGGACGAAUCUCUGUUCACAGUUGAAUUCAAAUUUGAUCUUUUGGCAAGCGUAAAAAAGACAGGAAAAUUUAGUUCUUCUUUAUCCAGCGUGGUGGAUAAUAUGAAUCAUUUGAUUAAAACUGAAAGUUUUAAAUUGGAAUUAAACGGGUCUGACUUUAAAAUAACUGAAAUAAAACAACAACAUCACAACAUGUCGCUGCGUCUAAUUAAGUGGUGCCACCAUGGAACCAAAAUCAUGAAAAAGGGAAGUGAAGUGGAUAUGAAAAAUUCAACAGACAGUCGGACCGGAAGAACAGUUCACGGCGUAUUUGUGAAUGACACAGGGAAAUUCUAUGGACCAGAUAUGUUUGAUUUUUAUAUAUACGUGUCGGGUGAAUUCGGAAAUAUAAGCAACGUAACUAUUAACGCUUUGGUUUUUCUCUGCGAUACGCCUCGUAUCCAAGACGGCGAGUGUGCAAAAUUGACUUUGAACUCAACUUCGUACGAAAAAUUGUACAACAAUUCUGUUUUCUAUGAAGGAGAAGUGUUUGAUCAGGAUAAAUAUGAGUAUGUAGAUGAUAUGCAUGACAAUGUAAGAAUAUGCAUAUAUAGUCAAGGUGUUUCCUCGAAUAUGUUGAAAACAUCCUGCGGAAUAGAAUUUAAGGAGAUAAUCGUGGCUGAAAGUUAUCUUAGUUUCGUUUUGGGGAUCAUUUCAACCGUGAUCACAUUUCUUUCAUUGAUUACAUAUGUUAUUUUCAAAGAAAUGAGAAAUUUGCCAGGAGUGAGCACAGCUAAUUUAACAUUCGCACUCUUUCUUGCCGAACUACUUUUUAUUGUUUCUGGUGCGCCAAAGCCAGACUGGUUAUGCCCAGUGAUAGGCAUGAUGCUGCACUACCUAUUUCUUGCGUCUUUCUUCUGGAUGAAUGUCAUGUCGUAUGACUUAUAUAAAACAUUUGCCAACAAGUAUAUCCUCACAAGAGUGAGAAGCAAAGAGAAAUACCUCCCACGCUAUGCUCUAUAUGCGUGGGGAUCGCCAGCUCUGAUCGUGGCUGGCUGUGCAGUGGUUGACUACACAAACAUCAUACCCAAUGUAAAAAUUAAAUAUGGUGGCGGUUCUCUUUCCCUGUCCCCAAAUGGUUUCGUUAAUCAUAAUUUGGAUGGCACCCUGGAAAACAAUACAUUGUCGCAUCGGAUAGAAUCCACGGAUGAAAAUCUAGGCUGCUGGAUACAGGAGCCAGUGGCAGCGCUUGUUGCCUUCGGUUCUCCGAUGCUCCUUAUUCUUUUCUCCAACUGCAUCAUGUUUGUGAAAACCAUUUACUGCAUUCGCAAAACUUUGAAACUUGCAAACAUAAAAACGAGGCGGUCUUCGUUGAAUCACGUAACCGGAAAAUCUGACGUCAGACUUUAUGUGCGCAUGUCAACUAUGAUGGGUUUUACAUGGAUUUCCGGUCUGGCCUCCUCGAUAGUGAGUGCUUUUGCAGAUACACCAACAUUUACAAUUUGUACUGUGUUACAUGUUAUGAGCUUUUUGUUUAUCAUAUUUAAUUGUUCGCAGGGGCUUUUUAUCUUUUUUGCAUUCAUUUGUAACCGAAGAGUGUGUAAAUAUUACAAAAGUAUGCUCUCAAAAUGCAAAUCCAAGAUUUCGGGAAAGACAGUGUUGAGCUCUUCUAGAAUUUCAAUCAGUACAAUCACUUCAUGGACAUAUACAUUUGAAGUUGUUCAGAUAACUGAAAAAGAAAAAUGUCAGAAAGAAAACUGACGCGUUAAGAUUGUAAAUACUGUACAUAUGUAGAUACAUGUAAGUAUUAUGUAAUAUAUUGAAUUGCUUUAUGUAUAUAGCAGGCAAAAAUUAAAAGGUCUUAUGAUUUAGAUUUUUUUUCCUGCUGUUAUUCUAUAUUCGUUUAUUUUGAUUUUUAUGCAGCUUCUUGAUUUGAACAAAUUACUAUUUGUAAUGGUUGCUGAAUAAGUGUUAUACUUGUACGUAUGAAUUGGUGGACCUUAUGUCAUCUUGCAGAAAAUGAAUCUUUUUUCCACAUCAAGUAACAACUAUUCAUUUAUAAAUGCCUCCUUGAAAGUUUUAACUGUAAAUUAUAAAUGAAUAUGAUGGUGCCAAAAUUUUGCUAAAAGGAUACUGACAUUUUUUAAAUAAUCGCUCAGUAUAUUACCUUUAACUGGUAUGACUAGCAAGAUGGGGAGUUAAUGAGGAGCAUGUGAAUAAAACAAUCAAAUGGCAAUUUAAUAAGUUAUUUCUUUUUUAAUUUAACUUUUUUUUCAAUUUUAUAUGUUGAAAAUUGCAAACUACUGUGGCACGUGAAUUUUAAGUUUGAUUAAUACGAAAAAUGUGACUAAGUAUGUCCACCAACAGUACACUGUAUAGUGUAUAGUAAUCUGAAGAAAUUUAUUUAAAAAUAUACCAGAAAUGUGGUAAAAUAUAGAAGUCUUUCAUUUUUUGUUUCUAUUGUAAAAUAGUAUUGGUCAUCACAAUGUUUUUGGAUGAUAUUUCAUGAAGUGUUUCCUAUACUGUUUGUUAUGUUUGCAUUUCUAUAUUAUAUUACAUUCCAAGACAAAUAAAUAUUUGAUGCUUUGUU
Molecule: messenger RNA, 4157 nt
Organism: Saccostrea cuccullata (small rock oyster)
Lineage: Eukaryota; Metazoa; Mollusca; Bivalvia; Ostreida; Ostreidae
Exons: 1
Coding region: 185-3328 (1047 amino acids)
Biological process (GO): cell surface receptor signaling pathway; G protein-coupled receptor signaling pathway
Cellular component (GO): membrane
Molecular function (GO): G protein-coupled receptor activity
Source: RefSeq, a predicted model, not a curated record